AUGUGGUUGUGCCACCACAGAAAGCUCUUUUCACUUUUCCUUGGAUUCUGGUUGUACAUUCAAAGUGGUUCGGGAACCAACCCAUCCACCGGUGUGAUACGACAAUGGCAGAAUGGCGAUGAGAUAACCGUGGUGGUCAACAUCCCUGGGGAAUCAAACAGUAUCCAAUCGGGUGAAGAGGUUGAGGCUAUCUUCUCGCUGAAUGGUCAGCUGAUCUCCAAUGUCAAAACAAGAAUGACCAAUGUAAAGAAAGGAAUUCGUUUUGUGUUUAUGGUUGGAAUGAGAGUAAAAGGUACAAAACUACAAAUCAUGAACUUUCGUCAGCCAUAUGUUUUACCUCCCCCUAGAAUGGACAUGCUGACAAUGGGGCGUGCUAAUUUCAUGAAAAUCAUGGAUGACGGAAAGCUCUCAUACAGAAAAUUUGAUGAGCGCAACUGGUUUGGCCUGUACAUGUCCAAAACCCCAUUCAGCAAGCAUUUGACACAUUUUGAGAUUGAGGUGCUAAAUCUGGGCAGUCAGCAGCAUGCAGCCAUUGGCUUUGCUGAGAGAUUCUACCUAGUCAACAACAUGGUGGGAUGGCAUCAAGGCUCUGUUGGGUACCAUGCAGAUAAUGGACAGCUGUACAACAACUCUUCUUCUGGAAAACCAAGUAAACUCACCAGUGACCCUACGACCUUUGGAAAUGGCGAUGUUGUUGGCUGUUGGCUGGAUGAGACGACUGCCAAAUUCAGGGAAGAUGGAACUUUAAAAAAUCAGCAGACGCUCAAGUUUUACUUCAAGAAAAAUGGUGUUAAAGUCCAUGAAUUUGAAUUUGAGUACCUGUCAGAUGGGAUUUACCCUGCUGUCAAUCUCCACUAUGAGGGGGAUAAGGUGAUGUUACGUAACUACUACCACGGCUCUGAGACUGGGGACCUGGUGGUGAAAGAUAGCAAGGAAACACAAAAAGUUCAAGAUGAUUUUGUUGAAGGCUGCAAGUUUACCAUUGUUGGCAUUGAGACAGAUGGCGCCCAGGUGAAAGGAAAGCUACAGCUACUGCAGGAGGCUCUUGGUGGAGCUCUGGAGUUCCCUGCUCUAUCCCUCAUAGAGCAGCACAUGCAGAUGAUGGAGAGCAACCCCAAACUGAUGGACCUGCAAGGGCAGCAGCUCUAUGGACAACUGGCUUGGCAGAAAGAGUGUCUUGAACGCUUUAUGGGCAAUAAAUCAAGACUCAAAUUUAUGGCUGUUGAUCUUUCAUCUGACAAGGACCAUCAAGCACUCUGUGACCAUAUUGUGGAGGUUUGCGAGACUGACCUCAGCUAUCACAGGAAAUAUUACGAUCUCCAUGACACCAUUGCUACCGGCCUGAAGAAGAUCUCCGACACUCUGGCCAAAGAGAAGCUGAUGGCAGCUGACCAACUGUACAACCUGGUGUCAGACACGCUGGGACCAAAUGGUCGAGUCUAUGAGGCUGCUGUUCGCUACCUGCAAACUAAGGGUCGAUUAUUUUGGGUGCCAAUGAAAAGAACCACAGUGGCCAUAGACAUACAGUUUGCCAAAAAUCUGGUCAAUUCAUCAAUGAUCCUGCCAGAUAAACUGUCAGGCUCAACAGCAACUUGUAUAGGAGAGGAGACACAUAUCUGGCACAGUAUCUCUGAGAUAGUACCUGAAGUAGAAACAUUUUCACAAGCCAAAAAAGAUAUUUUAAGUCAUGUUCUGGUCUUUAUGGGAGUCAUUGAGGUUCCACGUUUCCGUGAUAAUGGAAAUGGAAGCAAAACUAACCUUGCUAACAGCCCUAUGUUUUGCUACUGUACAACCAAAUCCAUUGGAUCACUUCCUGUUCAACUGUUUGACUUCAUCCAAUCAACAAAAAACAACAUUGUUCUGAUAGAACGAGAGUACCAGUUCUUGCACAGCUCCCCUGCAAACAUGCUCUCUAUGAUUGUUGCAAGGUGCUUAGCUUUCUCAAAGCCUCUGGUCAUUGGACAAGACUGGUCUGUUUUCCAAAGUGGAGCUGCUCAGACUGUCAUCUUUGUUCAAGGAGAGCAGGGACUGAGGGUUGAGACGCGCUGCUUCAUGCCGCCAUCAUCCAGAGAAUCAGACCGUAUCAACUACGACACACUGUUCCACGUACAGGAGUAUGCCUUCAACAUCUACAGCCUGUUUACUGACACCAUUGAUCUCCUUAUAAUGAGGUUGAGAAUUAAAGCUUUACACAAUGAGAAGAUACCGUACAACAUGGUUAAUAACUCCAUUGGCUGCAUCCACCACUGGGACCUAUCAGAUGAUGACUACAGGCAGACCUUGUGCACACUGUGUGGGAAGUGUUGUGAAAAGGGACGUUACUGUGAAUAUAAUGGUGUAGGGGGAGAGUACCAGCAUCAGUGUGGCUGUGACACCAAUGUAACUGGUUGUGCUGAUUGUGGUAUCUGUCAAAAUUGUGCUGAACUUUUGUGGACCAUCCGCUCCUAUCUACGUCCAAAUUUAGAGGUAGCCAGCUAUGGUAAAAUGAGGAGCAGCCCUUACAUACCCAUCCAAGCAACAACAUAUGAUGAAGUGGACAUAACUAACCUUGGUGCAAACCAGACACCUAUUUGCUUAAAAGUGAGUACAGGCCAUGGGUCGUCAUCAGAUCAUGUGGGUGUUUUGACCAAGAUGUUCCCAUUUGAGGCUGUUGAGUUUCCUGACCAGAAAAGUCUUGAGGCCGACAUGAAUAAGUGGUCCCAAAACUCUGAUGAUUCAAAACUGAUGACUUUUGAUCAAGGUGACACUGUCACAAUAAAACUGGAACCUAUCAAACGAGAUCCUAAGAAAUUGGUCCUGGAAGAAGAGGAGUCUCAGGAUGAAAUUGUCCCACACUACUUCACCUGUAUAUGCAGGGAGUCUACUGUGUGGCAUGAUACUGGAAUUGUGGCCUACACCAGCAGUUCACCUGCUGUCCCUGUUGGCCAGUUCAUAAGUGCCUCAGCUCUCACUCCUGAAUGCAAUUCAUUUUCUUUUGAGAUUGUUAACCCUGGCAAACACUGCUACAUUGCCAUUGGCUUGUGCCAUAAGAGAUACGCCCCAGACAGACAACCUGGGUGGGAUUCUGGUUCUCUUGGUUAUCAUGCAGACGAUGGAGGAAUAUUUGCUGGUGCUGGCUGGGCCAGUGCACAUGCUUCAACGUGUACCAAAGGGGACAUCAUGAAAUGUGAACUCAACUUUGAGGAACAGACUGUGACAUUUUACAAGAACGGACAAGUGGUAUACACCACAUCAAAGCUGCGCAAAUUUGGCAACUUCCAUGCAGUUGUUGGCUUCCAUUCAGUGGGUGAGGCUGUGAGGCUGCUUGAAAAAGAACCCUGGCAGAUGACUGGAGAUGAGGAGGUAAAAAGCCAUUUUGUUUGUCCACCGAUCAUCUAG
Molecule: messenger RNA, 3378 nt
Organism: Physella acuta
Lineage: Eukaryota; Metazoa; Mollusca; Gastropoda; Physidae
Molecular function (GO): protein binding
Source: RefSeq, a predicted model, not a curated record